AUGGAUCAAAAAAAUUUAUUGUUAUCAAAUAGUAAUACUGUUGAUGGACUUUUAUCACAAGAUUAUAUUGUUGGUGUAAUUUAUGAUAAAGUCAAAGAUGUAUAUUUAAUGAUCAAUUAUCGACAACGUGGUGGCCUGUGGUUUCCAUUUAGUGAACGCCGUUUUAAUGAAACAUCAUUCCAAACAAUUAAACGAUUAAUUGAUCCAAUUAUUAUUCAUGAUUCUGAACAAAUACAACUUGUUAAAAUUUGUUCAACCAAAACACUUCCAUUUAAAAGUCAUGAUGUUCUUUUUUAUACUAUUAUACCUAAAUCAAGUACUAUAAUGAAUAUUUGGUUAAAUGGAAAAAUUGAUGGGAUUGAUUUUGAACGACAAUUAAAUACUUUACAAGAUAAUGCUAUUGUUUGGUUAACAACAAUUCAAUUAAAACAUAUAAGUAAAUUAUCACGAUUAUUAGGUAUGGAACCAUUAUCAUUAAAUAAACAAUUUAAAGACAUAUUUCAUUCAACAAUAAAAUCAAAUAAUAUAAAUACUGCUGUUAUAUUUGAAGAAGUUAAAAUUCCACGAAUUGAAUCAACAUCAAAAACUUCUCAUAGUAAUGCUGCUGAAACAUUACUUAUGUCAGCUAAAUUUACAUCAACUAUUCAAGAAAAACUCUAUGAAGAAUAUCAUAAUGCUGUAUUACCGUCUGAUUAUCUUAAUUUAGAAACAUUUAAACAAUUAAUUUUACGUAAAGGUUUAGAUUCUCAACAUAUCAGCGAUUAUUUUCGUGCGUUUGAUUCAACACAACGUAAUUAUUUAACAUAUCUCGAUUAUUUACUUGGAUUAGCUGCACUUGAUCCAAAUACACAACAUGGUGGUGUACCAGCUGAACAGCGUUGUCGUUAUAUAUUUCGUUAUUAUAAUAUAAAUAAUAAUCAACGUAUGACAUUUGAUGAAUUUAAAUUAAUGAUUAAAGAUAUACAUAAAAAUAAAGGAGAAAAUUUAUCAAAUGAUACAUUAAAUGAUGAAGCUUUAGAAAUGUUUCGUUCGUUUGGGUUACGAUCAUUGGAUCAAACAUUAAGUUUAAUGGAUUUUUUAUCCGGUGUUGGUCAACUAAGAUUUCGUGGUACAUCGGUUCUUUUUCGAUUAAAUAUGCCAAUAAGUGAGCUUUUUCAAAGAUCAUUAUUAUCAGUAACACCUAAUACAUCAGUGAUACCAUCUUCAACUUCAAACAUAAUAACAUCAAAUCGAACAUUAAGUACAAAGUCAAUGACACGACGAUCUGGCACACAACAACAAAUAUCAAAUAUAGCUAGUGAUGAGUCUCAUCCAUAUGAAAUUGCUACACAUAUUAUUAAAGUAAAAAAGACGGGUGUUGUUGUUAAUAUAACAUCAUUAUAUGAUUUGGACGUAGCAGGAGCUAUUAGUGGUAGUACAGCUUUAUUUUUUGAUGAUGAUAAUGGAAAAUUUGAUCGAAUAAAUAGUCAAAAUUGUUUUAAUCAACGUACACAUGCAAAUGAAAUGCUUCAUGGGUUACGUUAUUUUGAACGUGGAGCUAAAGAAGGUGGACCUGUUUUGAAAGAUCCUUUUUCAUGGGGAAAAGUCGAUAUGGCAGGAAUGGCUCGUUGUCUAUUAGUUUUAUGCAAACAAGUUUAUUCAAUUUUUAUCAAAGAAGAUCGAUUAUUACAUCUUUCAUCCGCUUGUUAUAUUCUGGGUGAUUUACAUGGAAACUUUCGUGAUUUACUUUGUUUUGAAAAAACAUUUUGGAGACUUGGACCUGUACUUACACCAGCAUCUCUACUUUUCUUAGGUGAUUAUGUUGAUCGAGGACAAGAAGGUAUUGAAGUUGUUGCUUAUCUUUUUGCUCAAAAAGUUCUUUGUCCACAUAAAGUUUAUCUUUUACGUGGUAAUCAUGAAUUACGUAAUGUUCAAGAUAUGUUUCAAUUUCAUGGUGAAUGUCGUCGAAAGUUCGGUAUAGAUCUUGGUGAACAAGUGUGGGAAGAAAUAAAUCGAUGUUUUGAUGCAAUGCCUAUAUGUGCUCUUGUUGAUAAUCGUAUUUUGUGUGUUCAUGGUGGUAUACCAUCAUUAGAUAUAAAAAGUGAUUUUUUUAAAUUAGUUUCGCAAAUUCCAUGUCCAUUACGUGAUCCUGAAAAUGAAUCACCACUUGCUUGGGAACUUUUAUGGAACGAUCCAUUAUCAAAUGAAAUGCGUGAUUUAGAUAAUACAAAUAAUGAUUUUAUUUUAAAUGUUCGUCGAGGAACAGGAUAUUUCUUUUCAUCAAAAGCUUUAAACGAUUUUCUUUAUCAGAAUUCAUUAUCUUAUGUGGUACGUGCACAUGAAGUUCAACAGCAAGGUUUUAAAGUUCAACUUAAUGGUCGAUUAUUAACAGUCUUUUCAUCUAGUCAUUAUUGUGGUGGUGAAAAUGAAGCUGCGACAGUUCUAUGUGAUUCAAAUAAACUUCGCCUCAUUCGAUUAGAUACAAGCAGUUAA
This is a messenger RNA of Rotaria sp. Silwood1, 2472 nucleotides long. The record is from the annotation of a GenBank genome assembly. NCBI's taxonomy places the organism in Eukaryota, Metazoa, Rotifera, Eurotatoria, Philodinida, Philodinidae.